Messenger RNA from Guillardia theta CCMP2712, 417 nucleotides. RefSeq lists its product as hypothetical. The transcript is spliced from 4 exons. The record is from RefSeq and is a predicted model, not a curated record. Bases 1 to 417 code for a protein of 138 amino acids. Lineage: Eukaryota; Cryptophyceae; Pyrenomonadales; Geminigeraceae.
AUGGGAGGGUCGGGCACAUGGGCAUUAGCAGCCGCAAGUGCAAAGCGCAAGUCACCCAAGUUUGCAGCUAUUGCACCGGUUUGUGGCUGGGUUGAUGGUGGAAAACGCAAGUUGGAUGAGGUUGCCGGAGCGAUCAAGGACGAGAGGAUGGGUGUCUGGAUCUGGCAUGCCGUCAACGAUGAGACCAUUCCGGUUGAAGCCAGUGAUGAUAUGAAUCGUACCUUAGCAGAGCAUGCUGUUCAGGUGAAGUACUCUCGCCUUCCCCACUCUGCUGGUAGCGACCCGAACUGGAUCAACUUUGGCAUGGGCGGGUUGCACAUGGAAGGACACGCUAGUUGGGUUGAUGCGUAUGAAAAGAGCGGGGAGGAGCUGUGGAAGUGGUUUCUCGGGCACAAAAGAUCGUCGAAUAAUGCUUGA